AGCGGGGGGGCGGCGGAGCUUAAACAGAAAUCAGGAGGUCAGCGGUUGCGACCAUGACCCAAUAUUCCUUCCUCGUGACCUCUUUGGCUUUGGCCUGCUGUCUUCCGGGGUCACCUCUGAGCCUUCCCCGCGUCGAGCCUUCGCUUCGCUACGUGGGUCUGUGCGAAAGGAAAGUGGUGAUGAUGACGCCCGGGAACUCGCGGAAGUUCUGGUCCCUUGGAUAUGUGUAUCUCAAGGAACCUUACCCGGCAGAUUGUGUUCUGAAGUACAGAUUCGAAACGCGCUUCAAAAGGAAGGACACCUUUGUCAAAUUCGGGUUCCGGGUGACUGGCACGUUCUCGGGGCCGGACAUCGCCUGCAGCUCGUGCCAAAAAACCGACUAUGUGUACCUUGACGACUCGUCGGGAAAUUCUGAAAUGUGUGUAUAA
Molecule: messenger RNA, 428 nt
Organism: Penaeus monodon (black tiger shrimp)
Lineage: Eukaryota; Metazoa; Arthropoda; Malacostraca; Decapoda; Penaeidae
Exons: 3
Coding region: 54-428 (124 amino acids)
Source: RefSeq, a predicted model, not a curated record